AUGUCGACAUACCUUCUUCCCGAUCGAAAUACAUGCUACCAACCCACCUCUAUUACAGCCGAAAACCAAAUCCCUACAGAAGAAGAACAAGCCUACAAGAAGCUCGAUGAAAAGCUCAAAGGCCUUCUUGCAACUCUCCCCAAAGACAAAGGCUGGAGAAGCGCAAACAUCUAUCUACACGAAGCUUUCAUGAAGUGUGGAACCACCUGGCUAAAGGCUCUUAUGUUCGCCACCGCUAACCGCCACCGUUACAGUUUUUCUGAUCAUCCCCUUCGUCGCAAUGGGCCCCAGAGUGCUUUCCCGUUUCUUGACACACACAUUUUUCUUGAUUAUCCGAUAACUAAGUUUGAGCAUCUCCCUUCUCCUCGAAUGUUCGCCACACACUUUGCUCAUAGCUUGUUACCGAUCUCAUUGUCAUCACCUUCCUCGACAUGCAAGUUUGUUUACGUGUGUAGGGAUCCAAAAGAUGCACUCAUUUCCAAGUGGCACUUCAUGAGCAAACUUAGGUCGAAAGAACUACCACCCCUUUCGUUCAAUGAAGCUUACGAACUGUUCUGCAACGGGGUCUCUGAGUACGGACCAUUUUGGGACCAUGUGUUGGGAUACUGGAAAGCUAGCCAGGAAGCACCUGAGAAGAUCUUGUUCUUGAAGUACGAGGAUAUGAAGAGGGAACCCUCGGUGGAGCUGAAGAAGUUGGCGGCGUUCAUGGGAAUGCCUUUUUCGGCGGAGGAGGAGAAGAGAGGGGUGGUGGGAGAGAUUGUGAAGCUUUGUAGCUUUGAGAAUUUGAGUAAUCUUGAGGUGAAUAAUGAUGGUGGCGGUGCUCAGAAGUUUACGGCGCAGGUGGUGGUGGAGAAUCGGGAUUUUUUCAGAAAAGGGAAGGUGGGAGAUUGGAAAAAUUAUUUGACAGAGGAGAUGAGAGAGCGAAUUGAUUCGAUCACUGAAACCAAGUUUAAGAAUUCGGGGUUAACACUGGGUCUUACAAAAAAUGCUUGA
Molecule: messenger RNA, 993 nt
Organism: Lactuca saligna
Lineage: Eukaryota; Viridiplantae; Streptophyta; Magnoliopsida; Asterales; Asteraceae
Source: the annotation of a GenBank genome assembly